AGCGAAGAAUAAGGCAUAUCAUAUCUAUUGCAGGUCGUAAUUUAAGUUGGGAAAGUAAAAAUACAGCUACUCCUGCAUCAUUAUCAGAGCAAUAUAGACGAGACGAGAUAUCAUCGAAACCUUCAGUGUCAACGCAAUCUCUAUGGCAUUCCUCAACGUCACCUAUAAAGAGAUCAGGAAGCGCAAACUCUAUCAAUACUGUCGCUUUUGUCGUGGAAGAUUCUUCUCUGUUAAGACGAGCUUAUCAAAAAAGAAAUGAUGAAGAAGGCCAUCACCUUCAACAACGAGAGGUCGACGAUCAUAAAGAGGAGCACGAUCGCACACACUCCUCGAGUUUAUUGGACACCUUUAUGACACUGCACGUCAGCAUUCACAAUACAGAUGACAAUGAUGAAGGCAACAUUAUUCCUGAGUUUUAUAAAAGUGAAGUAACACCCAAUACUGUGAACCCAACUUUCCGAUCUUUACCUUGUUCUUUUGAUUGGAUGAAUUGGUAUGAUGCAGCAUCGAGUUUGUUGAUAGUUCGUAUUUACGCAAGACAUGCUACACCAGAGACAGCAGGGCAGUAUAGUGAACCUGUACUAGGAUAUCAGUAUCAAAAGGAUGUACAUAAUAUCUCAACAGAAUCGCCUGUAGAUACCCUUCAUUUUCAGCUAUUGCUAGAAUGGCAACUUGAUUUGAAUGCAUUAUCAAAGAUCGGAAACUCGAAUUCAGACUUGCAUUUCUCAUUUCCCAAAAAUACUUUGAUUUUUGAACUGGACGAUGGAUUCUAUACAGCUCCGGUUAUCAAGACGCUUAUAAUGAACCAGAGUCAAAGAACUAGUAUGCUUGAAUUGGAUAAUCUGAAUCAGGAUAAUGUGAGCAUUCGAUCGGGAAGCUCAAUUUCGAGAAGCAAAAGAUCAUAUACUUAUAAUAGUCUAAUGAAACUGAAUACUUUAAUGGAAUGCAUAUUUGAUACCCGCAAAUCAGCCGAUGAAAUUAGAGAAAGUAUUCAAGAAAUACUUACAGAGGAAGAAAGAGGUUUUAAGUUGAAACGAGAGUUGAGUGAACGACGAACAGAACUGGUUGAGAAAGAAGCAAGGAUUAUGAAGCAGAAAAAAGCUUUGAAGGCUAAAAUACAAACGUUGCAAAGUCAAAAAGAGAGACUUGCGAAUUUUGAGAUGAAACUUGCGGAUUCAUAUAAACGUUGUAUAAUCAAUUCGGAAGAACUUCAAGAGAAUGAAUGUAUUUUAGAGGAAAAUAGCAAAAUGAGGCAGAACGUUUUUCGCUUGUUAAACAGAAGAAAGAAAGAACUGAUUGCAGAUUUAUUCUCCAUAUACCCCAUAGAACAGAAAAAGUCGUUUGAUGAUUCGCAACAGUUUUCAAUUCGCGGUCUUAAUCUACCCAAUUCCGUAUUUGAUGGUCAAGACGAAGAAAGAAUUGCUACUGCUCUUGGAUUUACAGCUCAUCUAGUGUCAAUGCUGGCUUAUUAUUUGGAAAUACCCUUACGGUAUCCAAUUAAACCUAUGGGCUCAAGAGCCUCUAUAACGGACCCUGUUUCACUGAUUACUGGUUCUAGAGAGUUUCCUUUAUACUCUAAGAGAGUUGACAAAUAUCGAUUUGAAUUUGGUGUUUUCUUGCUAAAUAAGGAUAUAGAACAGAUGAUGAAUGCAUAUGGUUUAAUUGUUAUGGAUUUGCGACAUACGUUACCUAAUAUCCACUACUUUAUCCAAGCCAUCUUAACAACGUCAGUCACGUCGAAACCCACGUCUAUGUCUGUGUUAUCAAUCUCUUCAUACGCUAAUGGUACCGGUCGCGAUCAAUGGGAUGAACACAACCAUCCUAUUCGUCGGGACCACAACCAUCUAACUUUACAGCCUACUAGUACCAAUAACAAUCAACCACCUCCAUCUCCAUCAAUAUCGACGCAUUCUGUUAGCACAACAAUUGCUACUCAUUCCCCCAAGUCUAUCAUCAAUUUCCCGUCUCCAUUAUUGAAUACCUCCCAAACAACCUCUGCCCCAAUCGCGUUUUUGGAUAUGGUAACUACAUCAUCCUCUACUCACUAUCAUUCUUCGGUGAUGUCGACAUCUUCUUCGGCAAUCAAAUUAAAAAAUAAGCAACAGCAACAUCAAUAAUUUUAUAUUCAUAGAUCAAUGAAGCUCGCAUACCUCACAACAAUACCUUUUAAUAAAAUUAUCCAAUUUUACGUUAUUUA
This is a messenger RNA of Mycotypha africana, 2197 nucleotides long. RefSeq names its product UV radiation resistance protein and autophagy-related subunit 14-domain-containing protein. The coding region runs from base 351 to 2117 and encodes 588 amino acids. Gene Ontology annotation, biological process: SNARE complex assembly. The transcript has 7 exons. Gene Ontology annotation, molecular function: SNARE binding. Lineage: Eukaryota; Fungi; Mucoromycota; Mucoromycetes; Mucorales; Mycotyphaceae. The record is from RefSeq and is a predicted model, not a curated record. Gene Ontology annotation, cellular component: endosome; lytic vacuole.